AUGGUUAGAAGAGAAUGUUUGAUAACUGCGUUGGUUGCAGUGUUAGGUAUGUUAGGAAACAGCCACGCUUUCGACAUGGAGGCAUGGGCCAACGAAACUCCUGACACUGCGGACAUUAAAAAUUUAGGCGACAAGCAUAUGACAGAUAAAGCAAAAGAUGAUUAUGCUACUGCUCUGGAUAUUACUACAGAAAACAAUUCAAAUAGUGAGGUCGGAGAUAUGGAUGCAGUCCUGAAGGAACUCCAGGAUCAGACUUUGGGUGGUAAUAUAGAAGGUACACAGGAGGCUACAAGUGGUGAAAAUGUAGAUAAUAAGAAGGAUGUAGACGUAUCUGAGACAUCAAAGGAGAGUGAAAAAUCUGAACAGCCAAGAAUCGAAGUUCCUGCAGACGAUACGGAUCACGCGAAGAUUGUUUCAAAAGAAGAAUACGAAUCAAAUCAUAAAAAUGCAGGGUUGAAUGAAGCUUCGGUUAAUAUAACAAUUCCAGUAGAUACGAGUGCGGCGUAUUCUCUUAUUCCGACGGUGCCUUCUGAUGAUUCUGAUGCUACUUCGGGCAACAACGACGCCAUCAUUGACGUCUUAGAACCAUCAGGGCAAAACAUGAGAUUAGAUACCAUCGCUAUGAUAGAUGAAACUAUUUUGAAACUUGAUAAGCGAUUGCGAAAUUUCUUGGAUGCGGUAUCUGCCGGAGCCCAUGACCUUGACUACUACCAACGUUUCCUGGAGCAUACGUAUGAAACGUUCUGCCGUGAGAUUAACGGUGAUCUGGGACAGCUGGAUUCGGUCAAAUCGGAUGCAGAUGCGAAUGGUGCGCCCGUGAAUGUGCAGAUAAGCGCCAAAAUGUCCAGCGCUAUCCGAGAAAGUUUCGACACCAAAGUGGAAGUAUUGGAACUGGCAGCUUCAGAGGUAGCCAUGCAAAAAUCAAAGGAAAUAGGAGCGAGGACAAUUCAUGAUGCUCUGACCAACGGGUUAAUAGCUGUGAAAAGUACGAUUUCGUCGCCUGGACUAACCGUACACAAUGAAGAUGCCGAAAUGAGAAACAUGAAUGCUAUCAUAGCAAGGAUAUCAAAAUCUCUACUUGCGGAAAUAAUCAAGUGGACUCUAAAUGAAGAAAGACUGAAAAAGAAGCUUUUCGAGGAAAUUCUAAAACGCAAUGACUUUAUUAAGCACAACCCUACCGACAACAACGGAAUAGAUAAAUUGACGCAAUCUAUAAGGGACGUCGCAGCAAAGUUUCACGUCGCUCAGAACGAAAGGACAAGCUCAAUCCAAAAGCAAAGUGGAUUUAAAGAAUACAUGGAUGGCAUGCGUGAGGACAUAAACACCAUACAGCGCCUUAUCGACACAUACUUCGCCACAGUACACAAAGGACACGCCAAGGCACUCCUGCAAGAAGCUAAUCAGGAGUUAAAGAAGGAUAGUGAGGCUGAAAGUGGAAUGCGUCUACGUCUAGCAGAGGGCAAGAUGCGAAAUGAAACAAACGUCAAUGCAGAGGGAACUCCGGAGCAGUUACGAUGCCCAGGCAACUAUCGUCCGCUACACCCUGACCAACCUAUAGCGGACUCCAACCCUUGUGUACGUUUGGAUAAAUGGGCGGCUCCACAGUAG
This is a messenger RNA of Babesia bigemina, 1608 nucleotides long. RefSeq names its product membrane protein, putative. The coding region runs from base 1 to 1608 and encodes 535 amino acids. The record is from RefSeq and is a predicted model, not a curated record. The transcript has a single exon. Lineage: Eukaryota; Apicomplexa; Aconoidasida; Piroplasmida; Babesiidae.